AUGUGGUCUGUAAGGAGUAGAAAUCUGCUUAUAACUGUAUCAAGACGUGCAUAUUCGCAAACUGCGGCGACUGGGCCCAGUUCCUACAAAAAACCAUCCAGGUUUGAUAAAUCUAUACUAAAACCUGCAUUGGUACUGUUGAUUUUUGGCUCGAUAUUGACAAAUGUCAGUGAUGCUAAGAAGGAGUUGGUCGAGUUGGAUAGGAGGUAUUCGUUGAAGAAUGAUAUAUUGAGAUCCUUGAUUUAUAGGGCUUCCCAAGGUGAUACGGAUUUUGAAUUGGAUAAAGAAAUGGUAUUAGUCAAUAAACUCUUCCAAAGACAUGAGCUUCAAUCAAAUGGCAAAGGUAUGAAAGACAAAUUGAGACUCUCCACAAACGCAUACUCGACUUCUGAUCCAAACAGAAAGAACAUGAGAAGUGCCAGUGGAGCAGGGAAAGCACAACGUGAUGAUCAAGAUUUGAAUUCACUGUGGAACGAACUAUUAGAAGACAUGAAUAAAGAUAUAGACGUUAAACAAGCUUUGUCGACAAGUGUUGAAGGGUCUAGUAAGCAUGAAGAUAUAUUGACGGAUAAAGAGAUGUUACAGGAAGAAAUGAAGAAAGAGAAACAUAGAGGAAAUAACUACGAGGCGAAAACAGAUGUUCACGUUAUCGUCGAAAAUCCUGGGAACCUUUCAGAUGCUGUUAAGGAUAAUAAAGUGUCCAGAUUUCUUUAG
Tetrapisispora phaffii CBS 4417 is the source of this 714-nucleotide messenger RNA. RefSeq names its product Ina22p (gene INA22). NCBI's taxonomy places the organism in Eukaryota, Fungi, Ascomycota, Saccharomycetes, Saccharomycetales, Saccharomycetaceae. The coding region runs from base 1 to 714 and encodes 237 amino acids. The transcript has a single exon. The record is from RefSeq and is a predicted model, not a curated record.